UUCUGGAAGAAGUUUUCAUGUAGGAGGCGGCCGGAGAAAAUCAAAAAAGAGACUGAACGGAAAUUGAAGAGUCAAAUGGCUACUUCUUCAUAAGUUUCUUCUGCCAAAUGUGGGCAUGAUCUGAAUUGUUGUUGAGUUCUGUCGUGCGGUUAAUCCUGUGCAAGUGCACCAUCAAAAGGAGAGCUCUCAUUCUGCACUAAGGUUAUGGUUUUUAAUGCAAAGCUUCGAGUACCUCACAUGAAAUCGUUGAGCCCAAAAUCUGCCCACCCAAUUUUCAAACUCAUAGAACAAUGCAAAAACAUAGCCACUCUCAAGCAAGUGCAUGCUCAAGUGAUCAUAUCUGGGCUUAUUCUCCACACUUACCCUCUCAGUCGCAUACUCAUUUUGUCCUCCACCCUAGCCGCCGCCAACUCCUAUGCGCUAACCAUUUUCAACCAAGUAAACAAUCCAACAAUUUUCCUUUUCAACACCCUCAUCUCAUCAUCCCUUGCUAGGAAAGAUGAUCAAGUUCACUUUUCCUUAGCUCUUUACACUCGUAUUCUCACUCAAACCACUCUCAAGCCCAAUAAUUACACUUACCCGUCUCUUUUUAAGGCUUGUAGUUCUCAACCAUGGCUUCAACAUGGCCGUGCCUUGCACACCCAUGUCUUGAAAUUCCUUGAACCACCUUAUGAUCAUUUUGUUCAAGCCUCGUUGCUUAAUUUCUACUCCAGGAGUGGCAAAUUGGGGGUUGCAAGAUUCCUCUUUGAUCAAAUCACAAGACCGGAUUUAGCUUCUUGGAACUCCAUACUUACAGCUUAUGCCCAUAAUACUUCUGUUCAAUAUGAAGCCAGUUUUGAUAAUGCUUAUGAUAGGACUAAUUUGUCAUUGGAAGUUCUGCUUUUGUUUAAUCAAAUGCAGAAAUCUUUGACUAGUCCUAAUGAAGUUAGUUUGGUGGCAUUGUUUAGUGCUUGUGCUGAUUUGGGUGCACUUAGUCAGGGGAUAUGGGCUCAUUAUUAUGUGCUUAGGAAUAGACUCAAGCUCAACCGCUUCGUUGGCACAGCUUUAAUCACCAUGUAUGCAAAUUGUGGCCGUCUUGAUAUUGCCCGACAGUUGUUCGAUCAAUUGCUCGAAAGAGACACAUAUUGUUAUAAUUCCAUGAUUAGAGGACUUGCAGUGCACGGCCUUGGGCUGGAGGCUCUUGACCUUUUCGUGAAAAUGGAAUUACAAGGUUUGGUUCCAGAUGAUGUAACUAUGCUAGUUAUAAUAUGUGCUUGCUCUCAUGUGGGGUUGGUUGAUCAAGGCUGCAAAUUUUUUGGGUCAAUGAAAGAGGAUUAUGGAAUUGAGCCUAAGCUUGAGCAUUAUGGGACCUUAGUGGAUCUUUUGGGUCGGGCAGGCCGGGUGAAGGAGGCUGAGGAAAUAGUUCAGACCAUUCCUAUGAAGCCAAAUGCAGUUCUUUGGAGGUCUUUAUUAGGAGCUGCUCGUGUUCAUGGUAACUUAGAGGUAGGUAAAUCAGCAUUGAAACAAUUGAUACAGCUCGAGCCAGAGACUAGCGGGAAUUAUGUGUUGUUAUCGAAUAUGUAUGCUAGCUUGAACAAGUGGGAUGAUGUGAAAAUCGUAAGGAAAUUGAUGAAAGAUCAUGGAAUCGACAAAGCUCCUGGUAGUAGCAUUGUCGAUAUUGAUGGUACUAUGCACGAGUUCCUUAUUAGCGAUGAGACUCAUCCACAUGCUAAAUGGAUAUAUCUGAAGCUGGACGAAAUGAAUAGAAGGCUGCAAGAACAUGGUCAUAAGUCAGGAACAAGAGAAGUGUUGUUUGACAUUGAAGAGGAAGAGAAGGAAGAUGCACUUUCAUACCAUAGUGAAAGCUUUAUUGUGUUUUCCUCUGUUGAAAGCUUCAGAUCUUCUGCAAAAAGAUAUUCGGGGUUUUCGCUUGAUUAGCCUUUUCUUCAGUAAAGGUGAAAACAAACUAAGGACUAAUGACUUUUGACCAAAAGAACAAACAUGUCUGCUCAGUAAAAUCGGAAGCUGAGAUGAACUUAGGUGACAUGAAACGUAUAGAUUAAUAUCUGCCGAAAAAAAAAGCACUAUUACUACAACGACGAACAAAAAGACAAGAGUCAAAAAGAAGUAAUUUGUCCGACAAUGUUGGUUUCCAUGGCACUACUGAAGCUGCACUUAAGUUUUAGCAACAAAUUGUUCCUCUGGUGGGCUCUUCAGCAACAGCCAACGAGCCUCACGUUGAUGCUUUGCAGUUACAAUUGACAAGCAAAAGAAUAUAACUUAUCUCUUCUACUCCUUUGAAGUAGGCAAGUAUCAAGGAUCCAACAUUGAGUUAUAUGUCUACGAUACAUAACGUCUUUAUUAUUGCUAAUUUAUUACUUUUUGGCAUUAGGCUCAACGUCACAUGCAUGCAAUGAAAAUAGUAGUAUGAGCUCAAGAAUGGUUGGCAGAAAAGGGUCCUCAUGAUUGUGUUGGGAGUGAAGAAGCAAGUUGCUUUUACUGUUUGCUCUGGAUAGCAGCAUAAAGAUAAAGUGCAGCAGAGAAAUUUCUUCGAGCUGAAUAUGCUGACCCAAAAAAUGAUGAGGAUAAAAAGGAUGACUAUCAGGGAGAUGAAGACAAUGCGGAUGACUUAAAGACCAAAAUCAUAUGAAGUAUUUCCUUGCUCCUUAAUUUUUGUAGAGUUUCUUUAACAUAAGCUAUUUGACUUUCAUUUGAUCUGCCAAGACUUACUCUACUUUUCUGUUCAAUAUGUUCAUUAUUUGCGUGCAUGUGAUUAACGCUUUUUGCUAUUACGAUCUUAUAUAUUCAAAUAAAUAAGGUGGAGCAUGUAACUGUAAUUGCAAAGACUUAGUACUUUAUUUUAUUAGUUUGCAUAAAUCCCAUUAAGAUGCGGGAAGCGAGACUCAGAUGGUUCGGGCAUGUUCAGAGGAGAAGCCCAAAUGCGCCGGUAAGGAGAUGUGAGCAGUUAGUUGUGGAGGGCACGAGAAGAGGUAGAGGGCGACCUAAGAAGUAUUGGGGAGAGGUGAUCAGGCAGGAUAUGGCAAGGCUUCAGAUUUCCGAGGGCAUGACACUGGAUAGGGAGAUGUGGAGGUCGAGUAUUAGGGUUGUAGGUUAGGAGGUAGUUUGAGUCUUUCCUUACUUUGUACCAUUGCGAGACCAGUCUGGUAGGGUUUUUGUAUAUGAUAGUUAGUGGCAAUGUUGUGUCUUACUAUUUCACUUUUCAAUGCAGGAACUAUUUACUAGC
Nicotiana attenuata is the source of this 3223-nucleotide messenger RNA. RefSeq names its product pentatricopeptide repeat-containing protein At5g43790-like. Gene Ontology annotation, molecular function: zinc ion binding; RNA binding; protein binding. The record is from RefSeq and is a predicted model, not a curated record. The transcript has 7 exons. The coding region runs from base 205 to 1917 and encodes 570 amino acids. NCBI's taxonomy places the organism in Eukaryota, Viridiplantae, Streptophyta, Magnoliopsida, Solanales, Solanaceae. Gene Ontology annotation, biological process: RNA modification.